AUGUCUUUUCAGGCAUUAAACGAUCCCGUUCCCUUCCCACCGCGCCAUAGAAGGCUGUAUACAGGUGACUCCCUACCAACGCCGAUACCGCGCCUCCAUUCCACCAGUUGCUCUACAUUACUGGUUGCAUCUCCGCCUUCUGAGCUCUCCCUCUCUCCCUCAUUCUCUCUGCCUCUCUCUCUCUCUCUCUCUCUCUCAUUCUCUCUCCCUCACUUUCUCUCUCACACUCUCUCCCGCCCUCUCUCUCCCUCUGUCCCUCUCUCUCCCUCACUGUCUCUGCCUAUCCCCUCCUUCUCUCUCCCUCUCUCUCUUAUUCUCUCUGCCUCUCUCUCACCCUUUCUCUCCUUCCUUCUCUUUCCCUCCCUCUCUCUCACACUCUCUCUCUCUCACACUCUCUCUUCCUCCUUUUUUCUACCCUACCUCUCCCUUCUCUCUCUCCCACCCUCCCUCACUCGCCCUUCUUUCCUUCCCGCUCUAUCCCCUUCUCUCUCUCUCUCUCUCUCUCUCCAAGUGAAUCCAUAG
Acanthosepion pharaonis is the source of this 522-nucleotide messenger RNA. NCBI's taxonomy places the organism in Eukaryota, Metazoa, Mollusca, Cephalopoda, Sepiida, Sepiidae. The record is from the annotation of a GenBank genome assembly.